AUGCGAGAAAAGCAGACGUCAUUGCACAGGCCCAGAUUCCCCGUUUCGAUAUCAGUAUGGCUCGCCAGAACAGCACGCGCAGCUUGUUCAAGCCUUGGAUGCCGCAUUUCGAUUCAUGAAAAUGGUGGCAAUAAUUGGCCUGAUUGCUUGGAGUCGAACAGAAUCGCCCAGUCUGAGGCAACGACAGAUCAUCUAGCACCAGUCAUUCCCCUCACCCAAUCCGAGCGCCUUGCUGCGACCCUGAUCACGGUGCUCGAAAGACCUUCAGGGUUCGGUGCACGUUUGCAACAGAUUGGCUCGUAUUUUGGACAACUCCCACCUCGUUUAGGUUGCAGCGUAGCCCUUGACGCUGCAGUCAAUUGUCUCCUGUAUUCCUUCACUGCUGUCUCCGUGGGCGAGCCUCGCAACAAUUCUCUUGAGCUGGUAUGCUAUUGUACCGCCAUCUCCGCGCUUCGACGAGAGCUGGCCCAAUACGACGACAAUGGACUACUCUCCACGCCGUCUGAAACACUCUGCGCGUCACUUCUUCUCGCUCAGUAUGAAAUCCUGAAACCUGGCCCAGCUUACACAUUCGUCACGCUUUCAGGUGGUGUCUCCGCCAUUCUCAGAGGCUGUGGCCCAGGUCGAGUGCAGUCGUCGCAGUUUGAAGUCGCAAUAUUCAUGACGCAGUAUCCGACAAUCAUCACGCAAUGCAUGUUGCGCGGUGAGGACUGCUUUCUCAGCGGACCCGAAUGGGCAAACACAAUGCGCAGGACUUGGAAUGGCUAUGAGAGCUCUAUCACAGCAGAGUUAUGGACGGCCCUUGCCAGGCUGCCUGGGUUACAGGUGCGAGCAAGGGCAAUAGAUCGAGCGACUCCAUCGUCGAGCUCGUCAAAUCUCGAUGCGGAGCUGCUCUCUCAAAUAUACAACAUCCGCGCCUCGAUCGUCUUCCGGUCUGACGCCGUCACGCAUAACCUCUCCACACCCAGCGUGUAUGCCACCUACCCACGAGCGUACCGAGGCCUAUUGCCCGUUCGCGAUUUCCGUCCUGAGACCAAGCUCGAAUCACUCCAGCCCGCGCGGUACAUCAAACAAGCCACCUUCUACCACACCUGCACUAUCCUAGUCAACACAGUUCUCCAAAGCUUGCUCUCGGCUCCCAACCCGGCGAUCUCGCUACAGACCUCACAAUCCGCAACCUACAUCCUAGAGACACUCGACUUUGCGAAGACAACCAAGCCCUUUGGUGCCUUCUAUAUGACCUUUGCGGGACCCUUGUGCUACGGGGUGCUGGCCGACUCCAUGCAGAAGGAGAUGCUGCUCGCCGGAAUGAAGCGCAUCUUUGACGACGCAGGGAUCGUCUGGACUCAUCUAUCUAUGCAGGGGGUCUUUGCAGCGUUAACCAAGGGUGGCUGGCGAAAUGAGGUGGUUUUGACGAAAAAGAGACUGCGUUGA
This is a messenger RNA of Cladophialophora bantiana CBS 173.52, 1434 nucleotides long. RefSeq lists its product as uncharacterized. The record is from RefSeq and is a predicted model, not a curated record. Bases 1 to 1434 code for a protein of 477 amino acids. Lineage: Eukaryota; Fungi; Ascomycota; Eurotiomycetes; Chaetothyriales; Herpotrichiellaceae. The transcript has a single exon.